GCCCCUGGGGCCUCUCGCCUGGCCUGGACACCAGCCCCCUCAGAGCGGCAGCUACAGCGAGAGGCAGCUGAGGCCCUCGUAGGCCUGAAAGAUUCAUCCCAGGCUCCCCGCCUGACCCCUUCCGUGCCCCCCAACCCUGCCUGGAUCUCCUUGCUCCACCCCUGUGGCCCACCAGCUUCCACUGGAGGAAGAGGAUUCCAGCCCGUGGGCCCCGCCCUCCGCCCCAGCACGGGGCCCUCCGUGGCCUUCCACAUCGGGCGUCUGGGCUCCAUCUCCCUGUUGAGCUAGGACUGCGUGGGCGGCGGCAGCGCGCGGCGGUUCACAGGCUGACACGGGAUCCGGCGUGGCGCACGUGCGGGCCUUUUCUCUCUAAGCUCCCGUGGCUCUCGGUUCCUUCCACAGUGGGGGCGUUCCCUUGGUCCGAGCUGGAUUUUCUUCAGCCCAUCUUUGGGUCCUCGGGCCUUUUUAAAUCCCCCAACAAAGAGUUGUACAGUUUAAGCUGACCGUGUGGCACAAUGUCGCAUGAGCUCACGUGCCAGGGUGUUCAUCUGAGCCAUGGCUCUGUGUCCAUCCACGCACCCUGCUUCUCCCGCAUGGGACAUGGGAGAACAGUCCGUUUUGCACCUCGGUUUGUGUGAGUGCGCAGGAACUAAGCCUCUGUUCUUUUAAGCCAGUGAGGUCCGGGGGUUGUUAGCACAGGCUAACCGAGCCAUCCUGACCGCCGGGAGGACUCGUUCAAUUCACUUCUCGAAGUGGAAAUCAAUUACUCAGUAACGGCAGAAAUAAACACUCGUUCCUCA
This is a messenger RNA of Oryctolagus cuniculus (rabbit), 800 nucleotides long. The record is from RefSeq and is a predicted model, not a curated record. NCBI's taxonomy places the organism in Eukaryota, Metazoa, Chordata, Mammalia, Lagomorpha, Leporidae.